CUCUCAUCCGGCCGCAGCUCCAUCGAUGCGCCAAGAUGACGCACAUCUCCGCUCUCUUGGCUCUCACUGUGACAUCAGCCCUCCUGGUCUGCACGGCCGCGCAAGCCUCCAUCCACUGCAGCUGGAGCAAAGUUUCUUCCGACGGCCGACUGCACGUCAGCUUCCUGCGGGGGGAUCCGCGCGGCAGCGCCGCGGCGCCGCGCCUGUACCAUGGCGUCUGGUCCGGGCAGCGCGCCCUGCUCGGCUGCACCUGGAGCGAUGACGCAGCGCUGACCCAGAGCUACCUGUCUGAGUGCCGGGGCCGCGCGUGGGGAUUCGACGACCGCGCGGGGGAAGCGUUGGGUCUGGAGUCCUUGUUUGACGCGGGUCGGUGCGUCUCUCUGGCCUCUGCGAGCCUCGCUAAUCUCCCGGAGCGCACAGCGGGGAGACACGUGAGGAGCCUCGGGGGUCAAGGCGAAGAUGAAAGGUCAGGGGUUAGGAUACAUGCGCGUGUGAAGCGCGGCUUUAUCGUCCCCGGGACUCUGUGGUGCGGCUCUGGCAACAAAGCGCCGUCAUACGCAGAUUUGGGUGUUUUUUCAGACACAGACAGCUGCUGCAGGGAGCAUGACCAGUGCAAACACACCAUCCUGUCCUUCCAGUCCGACUUUGGUGUCUUCAACAGCAACAUCUUCACCAUGUCCCACUGCGACUGCGACAACAAGUUUCGCAGCUGCUUGAUGGAGGCGAACGACAGCAUAGCUGACGUGGUGGGCUACACCUUCUUCAACCUGCUCAAGAUGCACUGCUUUACCUUUUCUCACCGGCUCCAGUGCGAGAGGAACUGGUUCGGCAUGUGUAAAAAGACUCAGAUGGCGCUGUACGCCGACGUCCACUCGCCCGCGCUGUACGAGUCCAGUGAGUCCAAAGAGGGCUGCAUCAACGGCUCCUGCUCCGACGUCAACUCCACCGCACCCGCACGACUCCAAACAAACGCGUCACGUCCACACCUGCUGUCCUCCACCGCUGCCACGGAAACGCUGUCCUCAGCCUCAGUCACUCCCUCCGUUACCGGAGCGACCGAUGCUUCGAACUCCACAGACGCAGAGGCGUCAGCAUUGACCGUGAGGAGAGAUGACCCGGGGAACGUUUUACCCUUCACGCCGCUCACUGCGGUUCGGCAGCACAACGCAGUUACAGAGGAAGACAGGUCUUGCCUUCUGUACAAAGAACUUGAUGAGUGUAAGAACAAGAUCCUUCCGCAGCAGAGGAAAUAUGGCCUCCUCAACACAGCAGGAACGCUUUAUCACUGCAACUGCACCGCCAGACUGUUCCACACUCUGACUCAACAGAGACGACUGAGCAACGUGGAGACUCUUCUGAUUGGACAUGUGUCUCAGUCCUGCUUCCUGCAGGACUGCACGUCAAGCAGCAACUGCACUGCGACGUUGGUGACAGCAGCACUUCCUCGGCUGGACCCAGCUGGUGUUGAAAGGGCGGAGCGGCGCCACCUACAGGCAGAGAGGCGGAAGGGCAGGAGGCCGGGCGGGACGAAAGCAAAGAGGAAAGACCGAGCCGUGAGACUUUACAAGCUGUGUGUGAGAAUGACUCGACCCAGACAAUCCGGGAGGAACAAAAAACAAGUCCAAAGCACAGAACCGCCUAAUGUCACAGGAACAGAGGUCAACUGAACGGCCAGUAGCAGGGAGGACAAAAGACAUUGUGGAAUAAGUGAUUAAACAUGGUUUUAUAGGACUUUAUUCAAACAAAGAAACAUAUUUCAAUUAUUUUACGUUUUUCCCCUCAAUGAAAGAUUUUUUUUUUAAAGAACGUUUAAAAAAAACUUUAAUAAUUCAGCAAAAGUAAG
Molecule: messenger RNA, 1843 nt
Organism: Poeciliopsis prolifica (blackstripe livebearer)
Lineage: Eukaryota; Metazoa; Chordata; Actinopteri; Cyprinodontiformes; Poeciliidae
Gene: pla2g3
Product: phospholipase A2 group III
Biological process (GO): phospholipid metabolic process; arachidonate secretion
Molecular function (GO): A2-type glycerophospholipase activity
Source: RefSeq, a predicted model, not a curated record